Molecule: messenger RNA, 783 nt
Organism: Tribolium madens (black flour beetle)
Lineage: Eukaryota; Metazoa; Arthropoda; Insecta; Coleoptera; Tenebrionidae
Product: sperm flagellar protein 1-like
Exons: 3
Coding region: 82-744 (220 amino acids)
Biological process (GO): regulation of cytoskeleton organization
Cellular component (GO): axoneme
Molecular function (GO): microtubule binding
Source: RefSeq, a predicted model, not a curated record
UUAUCCUAAAUUCAAAAAACUUCAGAGAUUACAUGUCACUCACGUUUUGAUUACUUUUUUUAAUUGAAAAAUCUUUUAACGAUGGAUGCUGAAUAUGAAGAGUUAUACAAGUGGAUCGAAGAACAUAAAAUAUCUCGACCCAAACGUAACAUAAACCGCGAUUUUUCCGAUGCAAUACCUCUUAUUGAAAUCCUAAAAGUACAUUACCCCAAACUUGUGGAAGUGCACAAUUACAGUCCAAAAAACUCCUUCGCUCAGAAAAUAAUCAACUGGGAAACUCUUAACAAUAAAGUAUUAAAGAGAAUAAAAGUCAACUUGACCAAAAAAAGGAUUGAACAACUGGCAAAAGCUGAACCUGGUGUAAUAGAAAAAGUCCUUUUAGAUUUAAAAAAGAAAGUUGAAUCAAAAGAUACAAAUAACGACAAUUACGAAAUCCUUUACCUAGAAGGAAGUCCAUCUUCAGCAAGUAAGAACGGAACUACUAAAAAAGUGAUAACACACGCAGCGUUUGAAAAACUGCAAGCAGAUCUUGCGGAAAAAACUGAGGCAGUCUCCAUACUGAAAAAUAAAGUAGACCACCUGGAAAAUUUAUUAAACAUCAAAGAAGAAAGAAUUAAAGAUCUGAGUUUGCAGCUGCAAACUAUAGUCAACCAAUCGUCAAGACCUGAAUCUGGUCAAGGUUCAAAGUUUUUCGGUUUUUUUCAAUCCGCUAAUCUAGUAUCUGAUCCAAUCAAAAACGAAUAACGUAAUGUAAUUUAUUGGAAAUAAAGCGUCUCAAAAACA